CCAAGCCCAAGGUUGGGGGACCUUAAAAACGACAUACUAUAUCUUAUAUAUUUUAGCACUUUAGCAUCGUCGUGGAAAUGUUGAGAACACCACAUGGCUUCCCUGUUUUCGGUGUUUUCAGCUCCAUCCCGGAAAGGUGAUGCGUGGUUCUGCGUUGGCCUAGUCUCGUCAUUUCCUGACAUAACCAACUCUAACAACGCUAGUCUAUCCGAACAACGUUCUUGUACCGGACAGGAUUCAGUUCCUGGAUGCAAGGUGUUCCACGUUCCCGCUACAGACAGUUCCCAGGCACACCAAAUCGAGGGCGAUUCAAUGUUUCACGAGGAAGGAGACCUCAGAGACCAGGUGCUUGUGUUCAAGUAUAACGGCAAGCUUCAUGCUGUCAACAAUAGAUGUCCGCAUUCAUCAUAUCCGCUGUCCGAAGGAAUCCCAUUUGAUAUUGAGGAUUUCGGCAUCACGUUGAGUGUUGGGAUCACCUGCCCGAAGCAUGGCUGGUCGUUUGAUCUGUUUACCGGCAAAGCAGACCGUGCCAAUUAUAAGCUCGGUAUAUGGGAGGUUCAACUGCGUCCCGAUCCCGAUACACGGGCCGGAGUAGGCAACGAGAAAGGAGAUGAUCAAGAGGUAUGGGUAAGAAGAAAACAGAGAAUGGGAUAAUAUGUACAGCCUUGUACGUCGUUAGAGAAUGGGACUCUACAUAUCCAUGGAUGUCAUACAUCAAUGCGUGCUAGGAAUAUUGCCUAUUCGCCCGAC
Molecule: messenger RNA, 750 nt
Organism: Annulohypoxylon maeteangense
Lineage: Eukaryota; Fungi; Ascomycota; Sordariomycetes; Xylariales; Hypoxylaceae
Exons: 2
Coding region: 94-654 (186 amino acids)
Molecular function (GO): 2 iron, 2 sulfur cluster binding
Source: RefSeq, a predicted model, not a curated record